Molecule: messenger RNA, 3052 nt
Organism: Pseudoliparis swirei
Lineage: Eukaryota; Metazoa; Chordata; Actinopteri; Perciformes; Liparidae
Gene: stradb
Product: STE20 related adaptor beta
Exons: 12
Coding region: 566-1843 (425 amino acids)
Biological process (GO): protein phosphorylation
Molecular function (GO): ATP binding; protein kinase activity; protein serine/threonine kinase activator activity
Source: RefSeq, a predicted model, not a curated record
CCCGCGCCGGUAGUCUGUGUCAAAUUAAAAGUCAUGUCAAAAGGAAAAGAAGAAAACAAAUCACAUUUUCGCGUGAGGAUAUCGUGCAGGUCAGCGACUGUAAAACUCGGUACUUUUUUGCGCAGCUCCUAUAAUUCGGCUCGCGAAAAAAACAAUGAAAGACUAUGGAGUUUAUAGACGAAACGUCGCUUAGGAUAUCAGGCUCUCUUUUGUAUUUUUAACUUGUUUACGUCGAGGCGCUCGAGUUGCAGCCGAGAGGAGACACGAUCUCCAGAUCACCUGACGCGAGCCAGGUGAGCCGCACGCGGAUAGAUGGCUGGAUGGCUGGGGAAGGACGGACGCCGGCUGCUUUCUAGUCUAGUCUAGUGUGUGUGUGUGUGUGUGUGUGCGUGCGUGUGUGCGUGUGUUUGUGUGUGUUUGUUUGUGUGUGGUGUGGGGAUCAACGCUCGUCUCCUGUUACACCGCUGCGCCUCAUCCUCCCCCCUCACCCCCCCCCCCCUUGUCUCCCUCCUCCCAUGAGCGGGUGGAUGCCAGAGCCUGUGGUUUUGGUCGCUGAGAGGACUCCAUGUCUUUCUUGGACUGUUCCUGCAUCUCUCACACUCAAGUCCAGACCCUGGACACAGAGGAGCACUAUGAGGACAUCAGCCGCCAGUUCCUGAGCUCCGUGUCUGAAUACACCCUGCAAGGGCCGGCAGGUGGCGAUGACAUCACGGGGCUGUCAGCUGAGCCGGCUCACUACCAGCUGCUGUCGGAGCUGGGGAGGGGCUUCAACAACCUGAGCCAGGUGAACAUGGCGCGCCACGUCCCGACCGGCCGGCCGGUGGCCGUCAAACAAACCAACCUGGACGAGUGCACGGAGGAGGAGCUGCUGCAGCUCAUGAACGAGGUCCUGCUGUCCAAGGUGUUCCGCCACCCCAACCUGCUGACCUCUCGCCUGGUUUUCAGCUCCUGCUGCCGGCUUUGGGUCCUCGCGCCGCUCAUGGCCUACGGCUCUGCGGACACCUUACUGCGAACAUAUUUCCCAGAUGGAAUGAGUGAAUCCCUGAUCGCGUACCUACUGUACGGCGCGCUGAAAGCUUUGGAAUACCUGCACCGGAUGGGCUACGUUCACCGGGGGGUGAAGGCCAGUCAUAUCCUGCUGUCUGGGGAGGGGCGCGUCUACCUCUCGGGGCUCCACAGUGUUUACGGCAUGAUGCGCGAGGGUAAGAGGGUGAGGGCGGUGUUCGACAUGCCCCACCACAGCCCCGCCCUGUUGCCCUGGCUCAGCCCCGAACUCCUGCGACAGGACCUGCACGGCUACGGAGUGAAGUCGGAUAUAUACAGUCUCGGUAUCGUGGCCUGUGAGCUGGUCAGCGGCAGAGUGCCUUUCCAGGAAAUGGCCCCCACUCAGAUGUUGCUUCAGAAGCUGCGUGGCUCCCACUGCUGCCUGCUGGAUGUGGUUCCCUUCCCGCUGGGCGCGCUGGGGGGACUGAAGGUGUCGCGGUCCGGGGUGGACUCCGGCAUCGGGGAGAGCGUGGCCACCGGGAGCAUGACGCACAGCGCCACCGCUCCUCCCGCCGACCGACCUCAGAGCCCCGCCCCUAAGAACCACUCGGUCACCCUGCACAACCUGGUCCAGCUGUGCCUGCAGCAGCAGCCUGAGCGCAGGCCGUCCGCAUCGACACUGUUGAGACACGCCUUCUUCAAGCAGGUGAAGAGGCACACCAGAGGCAGCUUCCUCAACCUCAUGUACCCAGCGGUGCCCCUCAGCAGCCCAGAGGACCCUCCGGUACCCAGCCCCCCCGACCCGUCCUGCCACACUCCGGUGUCGGCCUCCGCCGAGGCCGCGUGGGACUUCUCCUAACCCCACGGCCUCCGCCCCCAGAAUCUACAAACCCAAAGACAAUCAAAGCAAUAAGGCCAAAUCCUACUGUGCUUUUAUUUUGUAUUAUUAGCCUUUCUUUAUUUUUUAAAAUAGCUUCGUAGUGGUUGUUUUUCUAAAUCUGUUUGUCUGAUGCAUACAGACAGAGCCUGUCAGAAAGUGCUCGAUCAAAGAUGCCACUCUGGAAUGCAUAUGAACGAUCCAUGAUGAAGAUGACGAUGAUAACAAUGGAGCGGCACAAAAGAACAAUCCGUUGAUUUAUAAUCGCACACUUCUUCUCCGAUGUAUGCAACUACGAGUUAAAGGAAAAGUCCACCCCUGAAUUACUUUAGUUAAAAACAUCCAUUUGUGAGAAACGCAUGCCCUUAUUCUUCUUCAUAUUUUCUCGGGCGACGGUCCCCGUUGUCCCGGUUCGUAAAGUAUUCUGAAACAUGGAGGAUCUCGUUAACUGAAUCUGAAUACAUCAGAAAGUUACAUCCUAAAAUAACCCCCGAGGCGCAAGUGACUAUGCGAGGGUGGUGUUUUUCCCUUGACUGUGUUUUAAUGUGUUCAGACUAUGAAUAUUAAUACUGAGGGACAAGAGAUCAUAUUUACAACCCGCGUGCAGAUAUAGCGUAUUCUCCCGCCACCACCAGGGGGCACUGUGUCAACAGGAAGUUUUCCGAGUUGUAAUGAGUCCAACAUAUUACACAGAAUUAUUGAAUUCUUAGAAAAUGAAUAUCUUGUAUAUGGGUAUUUCAAUUAGAACAUAACUAAAGUUAGUUUGCUCCAACUUGAGGCUUUAUUACCAAAAUAUUUAGAAAAUUUCCCACGAUCAAAAAUGUAAAUGUUGUUUUUUGCUUUAUGUUAGAACAUAUAUGCACACAGUGUUUUACCAGAUGUAUCGUCCUUUAAAAAGACGGGAAUAUUCAGAUAAACUAAAGCUAGUUUCCCACGUAGAAGUUAGAAACGAUCCGUUCCAGCGAGUCGUCCCAAGAGAAUAUUUCCACUGUGACCUCUCCAGCGAUGCCUUCCUGUGUUCAUGGAACCUGCAUUCUGAAUACGUGAUCCCUCUGUGACUGUGAUGAAGUGUACUAUGUAUGAGAACUGUGUCUACACUACGUAUCGAACAUGGUAGCCGAAUGAGCCUUUUAUUUAUAUUUAUAUAUAUAAAUGUUAUAUAUGAAUAUACAACAUUUGAUUUCUAAACUU